AUGCUAGGAUUGUACCAUACGUCUAAGUGCGAUUCGGGCACUACAAACAUCCGACCACACUGUGAUCCCUCAACUAUACGUCAUGGUUUGGAAAGGGCGCAUCGCCGUGGCGGGAUCUAUGCUCUUGGCUUACCAGUGAACACCUUCGACGGAGAUGCCGUCGACCCAACCGGGUUGCCCGUUCCCGAUAAGAAAACUGCUCGAUAUGUCAACGAUAGGACGGCCAAGGCCGCAAAUGCGCAGGAACUUCCUGUCCAGUUUGCACUCGGUAAAUUUCAGUCCGUUGCCUGCCAAGAAGACAUGCCGCAAUCUCUAGCAGCACCCUGCGACUUGGAUCUUUUCUACCAGGCUGUCGUCGUCUCCAGCAAUAUCAAGCCUAUUGACCUCGUGGAACAAGAUAUUGGCGCUCGUCUCGUGACGGCGACAAGUAAGAUGCAUGGGCCCAAGUAA
Messenger RNA from Neoarthrinium moseri, 450 nucleotides. RefSeq lists its product as uncharacterized. Bases 1 to 450 code for a protein of 149 amino acids. The record is from RefSeq and is a predicted model, not a curated record. The transcript has a single exon. Lineage: Eukaryota; Fungi; Ascomycota; Sordariomycetes; Amphisphaeriales; Apiosporaceae.